This is a messenger RNA of Pelagomonas calceolata, 1220 nucleotides long. Lineage: Eukaryota; Pelagophyceae; Pelagomonadales; Pelagomonadaceae. The record is from the annotation of a GenBank genome assembly.
AGCAUCUCGAGACAAGCAGGUUGCGCCACUGGCAGCGCUGCUCUCCUCGCGUGAAUCUGCAGCUCGCAGGGCCAGCCGCCGCACGCUAGCGGGCGCUCAAAGCGCUGGGCGCUGCCGAGGACCGCGCGCCGCCGUCGCCGGUCACCACAAAAAAGAAACAAAUCGGCAUGGCCAAUCUCGUAGCCCCGCAGCCCUUACUCAACCUCGCGGACCCGCCCGAGGACGGCAUCUCGAGCGUCGAGUUCAGCCCGACAAGCCCGGACGUGCUCCUCGCGGCGUCCUGGGACGCGACGGUCCGGCGCUACGAUUUGAACCGGGACCGGCCGCUCGUCGCCGCGGCGACGCAGCCGACGGCCUGCCUCGCGGCGACGUUCGCCGGCGACGACGCGACGGCCGUCGUCGGCUGCGUCGACGGCAGCGUGCGCGUCGCGCGCGUCGACGGCGCGCUCCAGGGGGGCCAGGCCGCGGCGCUGGGCGCCCACGACGCCGGCGUCCGCUGCCUGAAGUACGACGCGCAGCACAACGUCGUCUUCAGCGGGUCGUGGGACCGGACCGUGGGGGGCUGGGACCCGCGCGCGUCGAAUGGUCGGGUCGCGACGGCCGAGGUGCCGGGAAAGGUCUUCGCGCUGGACCUGGCCUUCGGCGCGGCGGACACGAAGCUCGUCGUCGGUACGAGUGACAGGCACGUCGUCCUCUUCGACGCGCGCAACUUGAGCACGCCGCUCCAGCACCGCGAGUCCUCCCUGAAGCACCAGACGCGCUGCCUCAAGUGCUUCCCCGACGCCACGGGCUACGCCCUCUCGAGCAUCGAGGGCAGGGUGAGCGUCGAGUACUUCGCCGACGGCGACCAAGCGCGCAAGUACGCGUUCAAGUGCCAUCGCGCGGGCAAGGUCGUCUACCCGGUCAACGCCAUCGCCUUCCACCCGCUCUUGGGGACGUUCGCGACGGGCGGGAGCGACGGCGGCGUCAGCCUCUGGGACGGCGCGCACAAGAAGCGCCUCGCGCAGCUCCAGCCCUUCCCGACGUCGGUCGCGGCGCUGGCCUUCAACACCGACGGCUCGAAGCUGGCCAUCGCCUCGUCGUACUGCUUCGAGGAGGGCGAGAAGGACCACCCGAAGGACGAGCUCUACGUGCACACGGUCCUGAACCACGAGGUCACGCCCAAGGCGUCGCAGCCGUCCGCCUAGGGUGACCCCUCCCGCCUAAGCUACUGUGAGUUA